AAGUGUUAUUACUGGAAUCUGAAUUAUUUUGUUUACAAACGUGUCUACAAGUUCUUUCAGCUGAACUACAAACAUGGUUUUUCAUAUGAUUUAUUCAGUUAAUAAUAAUAUCAUGUCAUUUGCAUAAUGUCGUAAAUUUAUCAUUUUGAUUAAGUUGUACUUUGUUUAUUUCAUUUGCUUUAUUUGUCAGCCUUGUUGUAAAGAACUGAGACACAGUAUUAAUUGUUUUAUGUUGUAAUAAAUUAGGCAAUAUAAAUAUGAAAAGGAAGUUACAAAGAUGACAGAUAUUUUAACAAGGUCACCGUGUAAAUUAGGUGAACAAUUAAUUCUGUUUUCUAUGUAGCCAGAUCCAAUAACAGGAUCGAGUCGGAUGAAAUGUGGGACAGCUACGAAACUUCUUCUUGAGACAAUCUGUUUGACUGGACUCCUUGACAUGUAUCACUCCGAGGAGAAUAUUCAACCAUCUGAUCUCAUGCGAUGUUAUAACAUAGUGAACAAGGCCGUGUACAAGGUCAAACAAGAACUGUGUCGUAUCGUCGAGAAGGCUGGACAAUGUCUUCGCUCGGGAGGAAACAUUUAUUACAUUGGAGAUGACAGUUUGGCCAUCAUGGGUCUGAUUGAUGCCUCAGAAUGUCCACCCACGUACGGUGCCACUUUAGAUGAUGUUCGGGGAUUUGUGGCCAAUGGUUAUAAAACGUUGCAAAACGUGGAAGGGGAUCUGUCGCACCUGGGUGAACAUUUUAGAAUCUCUCAUGACAAUUUUUGCACAGACAUAUCUCCAACUGACCGCGACAUAUUAAUUGCUAUAAACUGUGAUAUACCACCGGCAAUAUCAACAAAGUGUACAAAGAAAGGGUGUCGGAUGAUGCUUAUUACAUUUAAAAAGGUAGAGGGAAAGGAUUUUACUCACCCGCUAUAUAUAGAGGAACCCACUACUGAGAUAGACGAGUUAAUUGGGCCAGAAACCAGAAAGAUAGCUAAUCAAAUGUUCCGAGAAAUAGCUGUAAAGUGCUGUUUGAAUGCAAUCAGCACUGGAGCACAUAUUUUGAAAGGAAAAGUGUACAGAAAUAUUAUGAUCGACGUUAAAGUAAGGUAAGUUAUGAAUUUUGUCUCAUUAUGUUAAAGCGGCUUUCAGUUAUUAUCUUUUGUUGGGAAGAAACAAUUCUGUGUUGUUUCAAACUAAGUAUUUCAAUA
Messenger RNA from Ruditapes philippinarum (Manila clam), 1194 nucleotides. RefSeq names its product glucokinase regulatory protein-like. The coding region runs from base 371 to 1096 and encodes 241 amino acids. Lineage: Eukaryota; Metazoa; Mollusca; Bivalvia; Venerida; Veneridae. The transcript is spliced from 7 exons. Gene Ontology annotation, biological process: negative regulation of glucokinase activity; glucose homeostasis; carbohydrate derivative metabolic process. Gene Ontology annotation, molecular function: enzyme inhibitor activity; enzyme binding; fructose-6-phosphate binding. Gene Ontology annotation, cellular component: nucleoplasm; cytosol; mitochondrion. The record is from RefSeq and is a predicted model, not a curated record.